Tigriopus californicus is the source of this 3306-nucleotide messenger RNA. RefSeq names its product cytoplasmic dynein 2 intermediate chain 1-like. The transcript has a single exon. The coding region runs from base 368 to 3166 and encodes 932 amino acids. Gene Ontology annotation, molecular function: dynein light chain binding; dynein heavy chain binding. Gene Ontology annotation, biological process: intraciliary transport. Gene Ontology annotation, cellular component: cytoplasmic dynein complex. Lineage: Eukaryota; Metazoa; Arthropoda; Copepoda; Harpacticoida; Harpacticidae. The record is from RefSeq and is a predicted model, not a curated record.
UAGAAGUCCGCUGCUUUGCCCAUAGAAACCUAAUAAGUCCCAUGAAGUCAGUCUUUUCUUUCAGCUUGCAUAAUUUUGGAUCGUCCUAAAAGCAAAACACUGACUACUUGGAAUUUCUGUUCCAAAGGUCCCUUCUUCACUACGGCAAAUGGAAAAUAAAUCCAUAUUCAUCCAGGCAUGUAAGACAACCCCAUCUUGUGGCAGAGCCAUGUAAAACCAAAUGUGGUUGGUUUGAAUAAAUUACCUGAUAUACCUGCAUGACCGAUUUUGACAGGUACAAAAGAGAAAGCUUGGAAUUCGCAUGGCAAAAGAAGGGCUUAUGUGAAUCUAUACUUGGAAAGAACGAUUGCUCACUUUGACUCUUGAAAUGUCUCGUCAACCCACCCGAACAAGAACAUCCUCCAAGAGUGGAACUAGAGGGGAUGAAAAGUCCAAGAAGCCAAGUGGACCCGCGAAUAAAGCAAGAGUUGAGAAAGACGACAAACGAUCCAAAGUGAAACCAGCCGACCAGGAAAAAACAUCGAAAGAGAAAAGCCGAGAUAUCAAGACAAGGUCUUCCACCAAAAACAAAGAAGAACGACCUUCAAGGACCUCCAAAGCCCCAACCGGUCGAUCAAAUGCGAAGGAUGACAAAGAUGCAAGCGGUCGCUCGAAGAUUCGAGACAGCAAAGACUCAAAAAGCCGCUCAAGGUAUCGAGAUGAGAAAGAUUCCGACAGAAAGGGGAGGGAAACCACGAGUCAUAAAAAAGAUGUCAGACCUGAGAGCAAAUUAAGCAAAGAAUCAAGUCGCAAGGCCAAAACUGACCCAUCUUCGAAGUCUAGUAGUGACGUUCCUCGUUCCUCGUCCGGAACUUCGGCCAGGAAACAAAGGCUCUCUUCACCCCCACGUCAUAAUCAUGACCAUGUGGAGGAGCCAUUGGCAAAUUCGGGGCGAAAACAGUGGGACAAAGAUCACAUUGCCACUGACUUGGCCCAAGAGUCCGAGUUGCCAAAUCCUCAAGAGGCUGCUGACGAAGAGGAACCGGACUAUGAUGACGAUUUUGAGGAUUAUGAUGAAGACUUUGAGGACGAGGUUGAAGAGGAAGACGAGGAAGAAGAAGAGGACGAGGAUGUGGAAGAAGAGGAACAUAACGACGACGAUGGUGGAGAAGAAGACAAAAAGAUGGACUCUGGAACGUACGACACGACGAGGACAGCCUCUUCUUACUCGAAUAGGAGGGAAACAAUGGAAAUGGAACAAGUCAAGGCUGCUAUGAUACGGGAAAAUUCGGCUCGACAUCCAAGAGGGCAAGCCCAGGUCAUUGAAGAGUCGGAUGAUUCAGGCAAGGGAUCGCCGGGAGUGGAAGAACAAUCUCCCAAGAAAGAAGCUCGGGUUUCAUCUGGAAGAACGCUUAUCAAUUUCAAUGUGGCCAAGAAAAAACAAGAUACCCAGAAAGCGGCAGGAAAGACCAAAAAGAGGGGUGACAACCUCAAAGGGAUGAUUAGUUUGAAUGUGGUCCGAUUUGAUCUGUUGGAUCUGCCACCCAUUCGUUACGAGGCCUUUAUGAAGUCCUUUGGAACUUCUAACGCAAGACAAGAGACCAGCCAAACUGGAGACGAUGAUUUAGAACAAGAAACUCAGACCGAGGUGAUUGAGACGAACGAGAAGUGGACUCAAAAACCGAUAGCCAUGACCUCCAUUGGCGACUUGGAUGACCAAGAGCUUCUUCUUCAAAAUAUGAAAGGAGUGGGUGGGCCUUCAAAAGAAACGAAGGACUCCCAAGGGUUCGUGAGUUUUAACGCUCAUUCUCAUUCCCUCAGAUUGGCUCAGUUCCUUGAAGGAGCUAGUCAAGUGAUGCUUACACUCAUGGAAGAGCAAGAGGAGCAAGUCCGCGGAUUGGAUCUUGAAGGUAUUGAGCAAAAGUCCGUGGAUUUCGCCGACAAGGUUACAAUACUCAACACUGACAUGGCCUUCCUCCUGGAUCGACCAGUGACCAGUCUGGCCUUUGCCCCAGAUCAAUCAGCCAUUUUACUCACCGCUCAUGGCAAUUUAGACGUGGAUGGGGAACAAGGAGCAACAACGUUAGCUAACUUUAGUGCGAACACCUAUCUUUGCAUCUGGAAUGUCAGCCAACCUUCAGCACCAAGCAAGGUGCUCAUGACCCACAAUGUGGUAACUAGUUGCUGUUUCUCUCCACACAAAGCAUCGAUAGCUUUUGCGGGUCUAGUCGAUGGCACAGUGGUUGGCUGGGAUCUAAGAGAAUCCCUGAACAUACACCAGGAGGUGAAACGCGAAGUCAUCGACAAUGCGGACUUCAUUUUCCGAUCCCCCACCUUCAGCACAAAUGCUGGACCGGAUGAGCACAACUCUACCAUCAAGUCAGUAACUCCAUUGCCGGAGAUGAAGAGAGAGCAAUCUGCAGAGGGAUACAAUGACUUUGGAGGGGCUUUCCAACUCAUCUCCGUAGAGGAACAAGGCUGUGCCAUCAUCUGGACCGUCCUUGACAACCAGCACGAUUUCGAUCAGCAUGUCGGGCAAGCUCAUUGGGGAACCAUUCGCUUGGUCCAAUCUCAGCGAAUCGAAUUAGACAGCAAUCUGUAUGGAAUCACAGUCAAUCCCCACGAUGGGAGUCAAUUGCUCUUGGGGAUGGAAGGUGGAGCGAUCCACCAUGCCUCCACCAAGUCCAACCAUAAACCCAAUCCUCGACAAUUCCUCCCAGAGUUCGAAGCCCAAUCCAACCCCCAGUCAAUCGCAUUUUGCCCUUUCGGACACGGGUUUUUCCUUGUUGGGUCUGAUGAUGGCACAGUCAGACUCCAUGCCACCACCAACAUGAAGCCACUUAUCACUUGGCCUGGAACUGUGGACGGUGAACCUGUCGUGGACCUGAUCUGGUCCCAAUCGCGCCCCUGUGUCUUUGUGCUCUUGGAUAAUUUGUCCCGGGUUCAUUUGUGGGAUCUGGGUGCCGGAGACAUCUAUCCGGCUCACACCGUACAUUUUGAGGAUGGCAUUGAAGCUAUGGCGAUCAAUCCGGACCUUAAAGAUUCUCGCCAGAAACAACUUUUGGCGCUCGGUAUGGAGAAUGGAAAAGUGGAGGUACAUCAUCUCAAAGGAGAAUACAAGGCAGACGAUUCUGAGAGUUGUCAGAAGGAACUCAGCCGGUUUUUGCACUACGUUUCGAUUAUAUAGACAUGUUUUGAAAGCCCGCACCUGUGAUACAUCUAGAGAUUGGCGAUCUAUUUUCACCAAAAAAAAUAAAUUGCACAGGGCAACAACAACUCAUAUUAUGGCCGGUAGAAAAGGAUGAAUAAAUUAUGCCUAAUAUUUCA